UACCUGUGUUUUUGUACAUACUGUAUUGUCAAAUACCUCUUAUUAUUGAUUGAAUUGAGCAGUUUGUAUAAUGAUUUGGAAGAUGUUUUUGUAGGACGACUUGUAGGACCAUACAUUUAUUUGAACAUGGGGGAGGAGGUGAAAAAGCGCCCCAUCAUUGCUGGCAGAGAGAAAGGGCCAGGACCGGGGCGUUACGCUCUGCCACCAACUAUUGGUUUCAUCGGCCAUGACUUCACCAAGCCAACCAGCCCUGCUUACUCAUUCCACGGCAGAAUGAGCAACAACUUGUACGGUGUUGACUCCAGUCCUGGGCCUCGGUAUUACAUUGAUGCAAAAAUCACCCGUUUCGGCAGGGAUGGCAACCCCGCAUACUCCAUGUUGGGCAGAGUGAGAGGAUCAUCAAGUAAGUUCCCAUCAACUUCAGCAGGGCAUUUCCAGACUCCUGGACCUGGGGCAUACAGCCCUGAGAAUGCUCCUCCAUGCAACACCCAGCGCAGACCCCCAUCCUACACUAUGGGCUCCCGCACUCGCUACCGUACCAUCGACUCAGUCCCUGCCCCCAACAAGUACUGUCUUCCUGCUCUCAUGGGCCCCCAGGUUCCCACCAAGCCAGCCAGUGCCAGCUACACCAUGUCAGGGCACUGCAAAUUAGGGGGUCCCUCAGAAGACCUGGCCAAGACCCCAGGCCCUGGUAGAUACAACAGUACAGAUCCAAGUGUCUACCUGCCCAGGCAACCUGCUUUCUCCAUGCUAGGUCGCCAUGGCUUUCCCAACGAUGCCACUCUGAAGCCUGGCCCUGGAACUCAUAAUCCUGAGAAGGUGACUGUCCACAAGCCCCGGGCUCCUGCCUUCUCUCUGGGCAUCAGACACUCUGAAUUUGUCACCCCACUGGUGGUCAAUGUAGCUGACUGAAAAGCACUUCUCACAACUAUGUUCAUCUGUCAUAUGGGACUAGGUUGGAUUCAUCUGCAAAACAAAGAACUUGAGAUGACAAUAGAGAACCAUUUCUACUGCUGUGCUGGCUUAAUAUGAAAUAUGAAAUGAAAGACAUUUAGAUACACAACACAAACUUCCACACAGAAAGUAAAGAAAUAUAUUUUAUUUACGUUCUGUCCAACAACAAGUGUUGUUUAGAAUGAACAAAAAUGUGACUAUUCAGUCCAAAUGUAUACUGUCUGAUACAAAUAUAUAUACACAGAGGAAAGCAGACAAAAUAAAAAACAUUUUCAGAACAUGCUAAAUUAUUUAUUUUGAAUAAAAUAUUCCACGUUCAAGAAAGAAAACUC
Molecule: messenger RNA, 1286 nt
Organism: Oncorhynchus nerka (sockeye salmon)
Lineage: Eukaryota; Metazoa; Chordata; Actinopteri; Salmoniformes; Salmonidae
Gene: cimap1d
Product: CIMAP1 family member D
Exons: 4
Coding region: 127-912 (261 amino acids)
Cellular component (GO): cytoskeleton
Source: RefSeq, a predicted model, not a curated record